AUGAACAACAGAAACUCUACCAUGUUUUCUUCCUGGGUCACAGGAACUCCGUCACAAACGUAUUCUAAUUUCACCACAUCAUGGUACACACCGACUCUCAAUGUUACCGCACUCGUCACUUCUACGGUGACGUAUAACUCCACCGUUGCAUCAAUCGUCUCGGAGCGGCAGAAGUAUUGUUGGCUCACUGGCAGCCAAUGGGACGUUCCCGAGGACGACUAUCCAGACGGCUGCCAGUCUCUUCUCGAUGAGUACUGCUUCGUAUCGUCUGUUGAUGGGCCCAUACCUACAUCGUCAGCUCAUAUUCCGGCCGUAUGCACACUCACAGAAACUGAUUAUAUGCCGGCCGCAAUCAUCUCAAGCUCUGUGUUCACUGUGACGCCCACAACGCUAAGCACACUCAGAACAUGA
This is a messenger RNA of Talaromyces proteolyticus, 411 nucleotides long. RefSeq lists its product as uncharacterized. The transcript has a single exon. The record is from RefSeq and is a predicted model, not a curated record. Bases 1 to 411 code for a protein of 136 amino acids. NCBI's taxonomy places the organism in Eukaryota, Fungi, Ascomycota, Eurotiomycetes, Eurotiales, Trichocomaceae.